AUGCAGUUCUCCAUCACCGCUGUCUUCCUCGGCCUCGCUGCCUUCGCUGCCGCUGCCCCCACUGAGGCCCAGCACGAGAAGCCUCGCUUCCCUGUCCCCGGCGACCUCACCGUCAAGCAGGCCCAGUCCAAGUGUGGUGACCAGGCCCAGCUCUCUUGCUGCAACAAGGCCGUCUACGCCGGUGACACCACCGAUGUCAACUCCGGUAUCCUCGGCGGUACCCUCUCCAACCUGAUCGGUGCUGGCUCCGGUGCCUCCGGUGCUGGUAUCUUUGACCAGUGCUCCAAGCUCGAUGUCCAGAUCCCCAUCAUCGGUAUCCCCAUCCAGGACAUUGUCAACCAAAAGUGCAAGCAGAACAUUGCCUGCUGCGCCAACUCUGGUUCCAACGCCGACAACGACCUCAUUGGCGCCGGCCUCCCCUGUGUUGCCCUUGGCUCCAUUCUCUAA
This is a messenger RNA of Penicillium brevicompactum, 447 nucleotides long. RefSeq names its product hydrophobin family protein. Gene Ontology annotation, molecular function: structural constituent of cell wall. Gene Ontology annotation, cellular component: fungal-type cell wall. Bases 1 to 447 code for a protein of 148 amino acids. The transcript has a single exon. Lineage: Eukaryota; Fungi; Ascomycota; Eurotiomycetes; Eurotiales; Aspergillaceae. The record is from RefSeq and is a predicted model, not a curated record.